Messenger RNA from Sinocyclocheilus grahami, 354 nucleotides. RefSeq names its product solute carrier family 13 member 1-like. The record is from RefSeq and is a predicted model, not a curated record. Lineage: Eukaryota; Metazoa; Chordata; Actinopteri; Cypriniformes; Cyprinidae. The transcript has 4 exons. The coding region runs from base 13 to 354 and encodes 113 amino acids. Gene Ontology annotation, biological process: sulfate transmembrane transport; sodium ion transport. Gene Ontology annotation, cellular component: plasma membrane. Gene Ontology annotation, molecular function: sodium:sulfate symporter activity.
GAGAUUAUCACCAUGAUCAUUUUCAUUCUGAUGGCAGUUUUGUGGUUUACAAGAAACCCAGGUUUCAUGCCUGGCUGGUCGUCAUUGUUUCCUGAUUACCCAGGAUACGCUACGGAUGCCACUGUAGCGCUGCUGCUGGGUUUCAUGUUCUUCAUCAUCCCCGCACACAAACCAAAUGCAGAGCGCUACGAGGCCUUGAUAACGUGGAAGGACUUCCAGGCCUGUAUGCCAUGGGAGAUCAGUCUGCUCGUGGGUGGUGGUUUCGCUUUGGCUGAAGGCACAAAGAGACAUCAGAGCCAGCGGCAAAUGUCGGAAGGACUAGCCGAGCUAAGGCUGCUCUAUGCGGAUACAUGA